UAUUGCCUGUCAAAAAGUAUGGAACGCGAAUACUGGGCUAUCGUGGAGACCUUGCCGACUGUGUCUCUGGUUCAACUGCUAGCCCAGGUGUUCUUCGACGAAGUCAAUUGGUACUUUGCUGUACUGGAUUGAUACUUCUUUGACAUCCUCUUCGUCGAGUGGACUACGACUCCGCGAACUACCGAUGACACUAAGAGGUUGCGUCCGACCGUUUUAUACUUUCUAGCGCUAUUAUUCCAAGUUCUUGCGUUGGCUUUGCAAUUCCUUCCUCCUGAACAAAGCAAUGAGCUCACGACGAGGGGAAGAGACGCAGAAGAGAUCGAUAGGUUGUCCACGCGUCUCAGUGAACCAGGAGAAAAGCUCAUGCAGCUGCUGGCGCGACAUUCCCCCAAUGUCAUGAGUGUACAGGCACACCUUAUGUGCUGUGCCUGGCAGAAGAACGAUGGUAAAGGCACAGAUGCAUGGUACAGCUUGAUAAAUGCCACCCGGCAGGCUCAAGAGUUAGGUCUUCAUCUCGACACUGGCCAAGAUGUGGACAUGGGACUGACGAGUCCAGAGGCUCUCAAGCAGCUGUGGUUAAAUGAGCACAAGCGAAGACUAUGGGCCACGCUUUUGAUCUGGGAGAGUCACAUGGGCCUUCAACUAGGUCGGCCACGUUUGAUUCAUGUGAGUGAUUGCACAUGUUCAGAUCCGAUCGAGUGCGAUUUCCCUGCCAGCCCGACCCACACGUUGUUUCGACCACCAGGGCCAGACGAACGUCCAUCCCUGUACACACACAGUUGGUGAAGUAUAAGAUUAGCCAGACGAUACAUCGCAUGAUGGCGAUUGGCGCU
This is a messenger RNA of Exophiala aquamarina CBS 119918, 833 nucleotides long. RefSeq lists its product as uncharacterized. The record is from RefSeq and is a predicted model, not a curated record. The transcript has a single exon. Gene Ontology annotation, molecular function: zinc ion binding; DNA binding. The coding region runs from base 364 to 786 and encodes 140 amino acids. NCBI's taxonomy places the organism in Eukaryota, Fungi, Ascomycota, Eurotiomycetes, Chaetothyriales, Herpotrichiellaceae. Gene Ontology annotation, cellular component: nucleus. Gene Ontology annotation, biological process: DNA-templated transcription.